This is a messenger RNA of Cylindrotheca closterium, 462 nucleotides long. The record is from the annotation of a GenBank genome assembly. NCBI's taxonomy places the organism in Eukaryota, Bacillariophyta, Bacillariophyceae, Bacillariales, Bacillariaceae.
AUGUGUCAACAAUGUUUGACCUGUACUUUUGGAAGAAUCUGCGGAAGUAUUCCCCUUGACGACUAUGAUCAUCCAAGUGUUCGGACGCUAGUCGGAAAGCUUGGUCUUCCACUCCCAUUCAAACAAGUGCGUAUCGUGUCUAUGGAAUCUACAACACCUGUGCCAUCGUCGCUGCCCUCGGCUGCUUCAAGUGCAAGUUUAUCAAGUCGUCCUAGUGUGUCUGCUUCCAGGAAUCCCACCAGGGCUCCUGCCAUAUAUCCGACCACAGAGGACCCAACAUUUGUUCCCAGUCUACUUCCAACGUCUGCGGCUACUAUCAAUCUGACACCUGGUCCAACUCCUGCACCAACUCCGAGUCCAACUCCUGGUCCAACUCCUGCACCAACAUUUGUUCCAGUAACGGAUGCAACACCAUCACCGACAUCACUUCCGUCAGAACGCCCAACACAACGUCCAACAUGA